AAUGAAAUGGACGAGAGUUGUGACGAGAGGGCUGAAGAGCUCGAAGAAGUUCGAGCCGAUGAUCGCGAAGACAUUGAGAUGAGAGAAGAGGAUGAGACGAACGAAGCGAUUACUACUAUUCCCGCAGAAGAGAAGGAUUGGGACGUCUAUAACGACGGCGUUAUUGUUGUCAACCAAGCGAUACAUAAGAGGAAAGGCGGCGACGAAGAAGCCUUUGAUGAUCAGUAUUGCGAAGAUGAUAACGAAAUGGACACAAAGAAAAAAUCUAAAUUAUGUAAAGGAGGUUAUAGUAAGAGGGCGUAUACACCCAGAUCUUCGUCACCGCUUCCACCGGCCGGUGAGUCCAAAGUUGUCGUUCAGCUCUUGUAUGGCAGCAAACAAUGGAAGCGAACAAUGGAUGGCGACAUCAAAUCGAUUAUAAGAGAUAUGGCAUUACGACGACCAGAUCCGGCCGGACGUAAGAUCGCCGCCUCUGACAAGUUGUGCGCCGCUGUAAUGAAGAACCACUCGAAACGUUUGGUGUCGGAGUGCAAAGAGGCGGCCAGAACUAUGAGAGUGCCCGACCAUCAGGACGUGACUCAGUUGGACAUGAAGUCAUUUACGUCCGAAGUGUUUAUGAAGUGUCCGAAAACUGCAAAUUUAAUCAAAUCUCUGAUUCCGGUGGAGCCGAGGGAUACGCUGGACGAGCACUCGGCCACCGCUCUAAUAAUGGACGCGCCGGUUGUAACCGCGAGGGCUUCNGUGGAGCCGAGGGAUACGCUGGACGAGCACUCGGCCACCGCUCUAAUAAUGGGUGUCAUUCUAUACAUGCAUUCAAUGCAAUCAAAUACAUUGCAACACAUUUUGAGUUAUGUCUUGAGACGCGCCGGUUGUAACCGCGAGGGCUUCAAGUUUUUGCAUUCAUUGGGUCUCACUUUGAGUUAUACCAGUAUUUUGAAGAUUAUGAAUGAUAUCGACGCCAAACCAGACAUUGAGAAGUCAUCGUUGGAUACGAUCGAGAAGUCGAUCGAUUCGGUUGUCGUUCGGACAAAGAUUGAAGCGAAGAACGACUCGAAGAAGAAAAGCUCGCAAGUUGUUAAUCAGGAGACCACACAAGUGGGGGAUCCGGUUCUCUUGCAGUUCACACUUCCCUACUAUCAGACGACAACAUUCACCACAAGUCGCAACCCUUCGGUCACUUACACUACCAAUCAGUUAUCGAACUCCAAUCAAACCACUUAUACAGCGGUUCCCUUCGAGGCCACCGAUUCAUCAACUGUUUAUAGUUCUCAGUAA
Molecule: messenger RNA, 1275 nt
Organism: Medioppia subpectinata
Lineage: Eukaryota; Metazoa; Arthropoda; Arachnida; Sarcoptiformes; Oppiidae
Source: the annotation of a GenBank genome assembly